AUUUCUCAAGACUCGCUGUGAUUGGCUAUGCCAUUGACGAGUGUGACGUCACAUGGAAGCGCCGAACUCCAGUUUCCAAAGUUUUUAUGAGGAGCUAUGGAUAGCUGAUGGACAGAAAAGUGAGUUUCUGUCGUAUUAGCCGCCUAGACAACAGAUGGAUGACAUCAACGUACUACACCACAGAUGCCUCCUGAAUCUAAGGCGUCGAAUUAGAGAUAUUGGGGAUGGCCGCCAAGCACAGGAACGAUACAUGAGGAUACAGAAGGAUGGAGAUGCACUCAGUUACCAAGGGAACUCUGAAGAGGUGGGUUGCUAUGUGGCUGGCCAUCCUUUAUCAAAGGGAAAUUGCUACUUUGAGGUGACAAUAGUGGACACAGGAGUGAGAGGGACCAUUGCUGUGGGCCUGGUGCCCAAAUUCUACAGGCUGGACCACCAGCCUGGCUGGCUGCCAUACUCUGUAGCUUACCACGCUGACAACGGCAAGUUAUACAAUGGCAACCCUGUGGGACAGGAGUUUGGGCCAAAGUGUGCUCGUGAUGACCGCAUUGGCUGUGGAAUACACUCAGAAAAUACUGAAGCAGGUUUUACAACAGUCUUUUUUACCAAAAAUGGCAAAGAGGUCGGUUCAGUGGAGGUUCCCGUGUCUGCAGAGGGGCUGUUCCCCGCUGUAGGGAUGCACUCCAUGGGGGAGGAGGUGAAGGUUGACCUGCAGGCUGAGUGGUUCCUGGAGGUAGAUGAUGGCAUGAUGAUGGUGGACAGCCACGAAGAUGACUGGGGGCGACUUUACGACGUCCGGGUUACCGGCACGCUCUUAGAGUAUGUUGGCAAAGGAAAGAGCAUCAUGGACGUGGGUUUGGCCCAGGCCCGCCAGCCACUCACCACUCGCUGCCACUACUAUGAAGUGGAGAUUGUUGAUGCUGGGGAGAAGUGUUACAUUGCCCUGGGCCUGGCGAGAAGGGACUACCCCAGGAACAGACACCCGGGAUGGAGCCGAGGCUCGGUGGCGUACCAUGCUGAUGACGGCAAGAUCUUUCACGGCAGCGGGGUCGGAGACGCUUUCGGUCCUCGCUGCUUCAAAGGUGACAUUAUGGGCUGCGGCAUCAUGUUCCCACGAGACUACAUCCUGGACGGAGAAGGUGACGUGGACGACUGGGAUCGGGUGGAGGUCCGUCCGGAUCACGCAAGCGUCCAGAACGUUCUGUACCUCGACGACGAAGAAGAGGAAGAGGAAGACGGGGAAGAGGUAGAGCAGGGACAGGAGGGCCGGAAGGUCACGGUGUUCUUCACCAGGAACGGGAAGCUGAUGGGCCGCAGAGAGAUGAGGGUUCCUCCUGGGGGCCUUUACCCCACCGUGGGGAUGCUGAGCAGCGGAGAGAAGGUGAAAGUGGAUUUGCACCCCCUCAGUGGAUGAGCUGAGCACGCCCACUGGACUCGUGAUGCCCUGCAAACAGCUGGCUGCACUGUAGAGCUCACCCACGGUAGCCUAGCAUGCUGCGAACACUCUGUUCUGCUGCACACACGCACGUCGUCAGCGUCGACGCUGCUUCUGCUUUUAUUUAUAAGACCUGUACAUUGUCACAGUCAUCACAGAAACACAACCAGAGCAGCAGAGACGUCGUACAUGAGCUGUGUAGGUUACAGCAUGCUGCACAUACAACAAAAAUAAAUAUUUAACAGUUUAUUCUAUGCAAUCUGUACUGCUAUCACCCUCACAUCUAACCUGCCUCUGCAUGCAGUGUGUCUGAAACACUGAGCUGUUAAAUCCCUCAUGAGCUCUGGCACACUUCGUUUAUUUCAUUUGUCCCGACCCCAAGCAAAGCAGAGCGAGGCCAGCAGUUGUGCCGAGUCGGAGCUGGUUGGAGAUUUAUGUUUCAGGGAAUAGAUCCUCCCUCUCCCUGUCCUCUCUCUGGGGGGAGGCUGCCCUCCUGUGAGCGAUCAGGGACCUGCCGUUGCCCCGCCUCGCUCGCUGCUCUCCCGGAGCUGUGCUGGAAGUGAAACCGUGGGUCUGUUGCAAAAUCUCCGAAAUGUAUCCACAUUUAUUAUUGUAGGAGGAUUAUUAGAGGUUUCACAUCCUCGCAUCAAGAUGCUGUUACUGUUUUUAUAGCUUCGUGUCGGAGCCAGACUACAAAUAGAAAACAUGUCGGGUAUAUUCUCUGCAAAAUACACAUUUAAAAUGUUUCUUCUUUGUCAAAAGUUCAGGGAAUGUUGUUUUUGCACUUUGGGGCAGACGUGAAUACAGUGUGGGGGGGGGGGGGGCGAAAUAAAGAAAGCACCUUCUGGUAUAAUGCAGUCCCAUGUAUCCACAGAGAUAAAUAAAGAACUUUGUAAGCCUCACACAGAUUGCAUCAUACUGUAACGUGUUGACCUGUUAGUUUUACUCGUCCUCACUACGAAGGGUUC
Molecule: messenger RNA, 2400 nt
Organism: Cottoperca gobio
Lineage: Eukaryota; Metazoa; Chordata; Actinopteri; Perciformes; Bovichtidae
Gene: spryd3
Product: SPRY domain containing 3
Exons: 11
Coding region: 155-1411 (418 amino acids)
Molecular function (GO): protein binding
Source: RefSeq, a predicted model, not a curated record